Ustilago hordei is the source of this 852-nucleotide messenger RNA. RefSeq lists its product as uncharacterized. The transcript has a single exon. Bases 1 to 852 code for a protein of 283 amino acids. Lineage: Eukaryota; Fungi; Basidiomycota; Ustilaginomycetes; Ustilaginales; Ustilaginaceae. The record is from RefSeq and is a predicted model, not a curated record.
AUGGCCUACAACCUCUCCUCAAGGUUCUCAGACUCCACCAUCGCCUCUGCCUCGUCGAGUCUCAGCAAGGUCUCUACAGCCAGCAGUGCCUCCUCUGUCGAGCAAGACCUUCUCUUCUCUUCCAUCGACUCCAUCCCGAAACCCCCACCUCGUACCUCAUCUAUCACUCUCGCCAGCACCAAAGCCUACACCACCACCACCACUUCCGCACCCGCUUCAAUCCGUCGCGAACGAAGAAAACCUGCCCCACUCAAACUCACCACCUCCGGUAGCAGCGACUCGGACUCAUACCACAGCUGUCAGGCACAGCCCCUCCGCCCAUGCUUUUGCGGCUCAUCAGUCCGUUCCUCAACCUCAGCUCGCAGUAUCGAAAUCUACUGCUCAACCGAAUGUGCUCACCAGGACGCACUGUACGCACUUGAAGGUCGCUCACCCACUUCCUUCCCUCCUUCCACACCCUACUCCGAGGAUGAGGAUGACGAGGAGAAUUUCCCAGUAACCCCCACGAAUGCUUUUGUUCCAAGCCCACCUCGCACACCAGCUGCGAAGGUGAGGACGCUGGGGUGUCGUCAUCCAUCAAUGACAAGAAAGUUGACCGGGUUGGGCGCAAGUCAUUAUCGAAGGAUGGAAGCUAUGGGGCUGUAUGAUGCUGAUACUACCCCGACAAGACCAUCGCCGAAGUCAAGCGGUGAACUUAUGGAGCCGAUCGAUCUGAUGGUUGCUCAUUCUUCGCCAACGAGUAGGUCGAGGCAAUUGGUGGCGGAGGACGGAAAGGAGGAGUUGGAGUUCAACCCGAGGAAGACUCUUUUCUUCCCCGUGCCGAUUUUUACGGGGUCCCCUUUGCAGUCCUAG